CCUUGGAAGGCUUUGAUAGAGCAGGAGGGACCUGUGGCUAUGGCCAUCACUUCCUGAGCGUCGCCAUUUUGCUUUGGGAAGGGGGCCACGAGAGGGCUCGCCAUGGCCACGCGCAUGAUCACCUGCUGCACUACGGCGCUUCUCUCUCGCGCCAUAGUCGCCCCCAGGACCUUUUCCCGCCCCCUCGCUAUCAGCUUCCGUCUCAGUGCAUCUGACGCAUCCUGGCAUGGGACGGGAAUACGCGACGAGAGGGUGAGAGCAUUGCGACUUCACAGGAAUUUGUAUUCUCGUGCAUGCGCCAGUGCGGGUGCGGAGAAUGCAUCAGCGGGAAAUGAGGUGCAAAUUCAGUUGUACAAUACAAUGAAGAAGCAGAAGGAAGUGUUUCAGCCAAUUGUGCCCGGGAAAGUGAGCAUGUACGUAUGCGGCGUGACUACUUACGAUUACAGUCAUAUUGGCCAUGCCCGUGUCUACGUCGCUUUUGAUGUUCUCUUCCGGUACUUAAAGAGCGUAGGUUACGACGUGACUUACGUGCGGAAUUUUACUGACAUUGAUGAUAAGAUCAUUAAGAGGGCGAAUGAAGUGGGGGAGGAUCCUUUGAAUCUAAGUAGAAGAUUUUGUGACGAAUUUCAAGUCGACAUGGAACUUCUUAGGUGUCUGCCACCGAAUGUGGAGCCUCGUGUAUCCGACCACAUACCGCAAAUUAUUAAAAUGAUAUCGCAGAUCAUAGAAAACAAAAAUGGAUAUGUGAUGGAGGGAGGGGACGUGUACUUCGAAGUUGAUACCCUUCCAACUUAUGGAUGCUUGUCCGGACGGAAGCAAGAAGAGAAUCGUGCAGGGGAGCGUGUGUUAGUCGACAACCGUAAGCGAAACCCCGCAGAUUUCGCUCUAUGGAAGAGUGCGAAACCCGGAGAGCCUGCUUGGGACAGUCCUUGGGGUCCUGGGCGCCCGGGCUGGCACAUUGAAUGCAGUGCUAUGAGUGCGGAGCAUUUAGGUCACAAAUUUGACAUUCACGGCGGUGGAAUGGAUCUAAUUUUUCCUCAUCACGAAAACGAGAUAGCCCAGAGCUGCGCUGCAUGUGCGGAUAGUCGAGUUGGCUACUGGUUGCACAAUGGUUUUGUAACUGUGGAUAAUGAAAAAAUGUCGAAGUCAGUGGGGAACUUCUUCACCAUUCGAGAGGUGCUGGAGCUAUAUCACCCUUUGGCUUUGCGUUGGUUUCUGUUAGGCACUCACUAUAGAGCCCCCGUGAAUUAUUCCAAGCGCCAGCUAGAAGUAGCAUCUGACCGCGUUUUCUACAUCUUCCAGACUCUAGUAGAUUGUGAACAAAUUUUAAGUCAACAAGUCGACAAAGUUGCCGCUUGCAAUCCUUCAAAAGAAGCUAUAGAGCUCGUCAAGAGCAUUAAGAAUACAUUCAGAACAUCUAUGGCGGAUGAUUUGAAUACCCCUGUGGUCGUGGCAUCUUUCUCGGAAUCUUUCAAGUUCAUGAAUGAUCUUAUGCAUACUCGCAAGGGCCGCAAGGACAAAACUCGUCUGGUAUCAUUACAGCUGCUCAUAACUGAAAUCCAAGAAGUUAUGAAUGUUCUAGGAUUCCAAAUUCCAAGCUACUCCAAGGUACUAGAUGAAAUCAGAGCAUUGGCAUUGAAGAGAGCUGGGAUGAGUAUGAAUGAUUUAGCAGCUCGGUUACAGGAGAGAGCUUCUGCUCGGGAAGCGAAAGAUUAUGCACGAUCAGACCAGAUCAGGUUAGAAUUGGCUGCUGCUGGCAUUGGCUUGAUGGAUGGGGGCGAUGGCACACUGUGGCGCCCCAUUGUAGUAGCUGAAGAACAGCUCCAAACUGCCUAACAUUGCACUUGUACUAGAAAUGGAUGCCGUUAAGUAGUCAUGUAGCAUGAGAAAGAUACCCUAUUCACAUUAUUGCAUG
This is a messenger RNA of Physcomitrium patens, 1915 nucleotides long. RefSeq names its product cysteine--tRNA ligase, chloroplastic/mitochondrial. The record is from RefSeq and is a predicted model, not a curated record. Gene Ontology annotation, molecular function: cysteine-tRNA ligase activity; ATP binding. Gene Ontology annotation, biological process: cysteinyl-tRNA aminoacylation. Lineage: Eukaryota; Viridiplantae; Streptophyta; Bryopsida; Funariales; Funariaceae. Gene Ontology annotation, cellular component: cytoplasm.